AACCAUCUUAAGCUGGUCAUUGGUCAAUGCACUGCCUGGGCUGAAAUAAGGAGAAUAAGAAGGGGGCUAUAUUUCCAUCAAUUCUUGAAGAGACAGCUGGACAUAAAGACAGACAUGAUGGAGAAAAAAACGAUUGUGUUUUCUGUGCUACUGCUGCUGCUGGGGUGCACAUGGACCAUCCAGGCAGACGUUGAUGAGGUGGAGAAACCUGUGAAUCGGACUAUGGAUCCUGCACACGUGGAAGACUUCGAUCCUGUUUCAAAGGUCUGUAAAAAAGCACCAGAAACAGGUCCUUGUGAGGCAUACAUGGAAAGGUACUUCUUCAACCCCUCCUCAAUGACCUGUGAGAUCUUCUUCUAUGGCGGGUGUCUGGGCAACCGGAACAACUUUGAAGAUAAGGCCAAGUGUAUGUCACACUGCAGAAGAUGAGGAUGACACAAAAAUUGGGUCUGAUUAAUUGUCCCAUGUUGCUUUGAAAACACACACCAAUUUAGACGACAGCUGCCAAGUGUUAAACACUGUGAAUGUUAUCUGUCUCAGCUUUUGGACUGUCUGUAUCACGAUAUUAAAGUUGAACAUUUUA
Messenger RNA from Gymnodraco acuticeps, 583 nucleotides. RefSeq names its product kunitz-type serine protease inhibitor C1-like. Gene Ontology annotation, molecular function: serine-type endopeptidase inhibitor activity. NCBI's taxonomy places the organism in Eukaryota, Metazoa, Chordata, Actinopteri, Perciformes, Bathydraconidae. The record is from RefSeq and is a predicted model, not a curated record. The transcript has 3 exons. Bases 115 to 429 code for a protein of 104 amino acids.